Messenger RNA from Entrophospora sp. SA101, 2889 nucleotides. The record is from the annotation of a GenBank genome assembly. NCBI's taxonomy places the organism in Eukaryota, Fungi, Glomeromycota, Glomeromycetes, Entrophosporales, Entrophosporaceae.
AUGAAGAAAGAGAUUGCUGCUAACAACGACAACAAUUGUGAUGAAGAUAUUGAUCUUGGUGUUGAAGCAUUAAAUUCUAAAGGAAUGGAAAUUGAUGCUUUAUUACAAUUAGUUGAUUUCAAAGAGAGAAUCAAAGAAAACUUCUCCAAGGUUGAAAACUUAUCUGAUAUAAUAUCAUCUUUGUUGGUGGAUGAGGUGAGCGAGGAUGGCAUCAAAGGUUGGCAAACUGUAUGGAAAUUAAGAAACAUGGAAAAUGUACGUUUAAUUGAACAAGAAGAAGAACAAAAUGUUUUGAGUAGUGUCAUUAAUUCGGAGGCAGUGGAAACCAUAGACGAUCUUGAAGAAUAUAAUGAAGAAUAUAAGAACCUUCAUCCAACAGGAGUAUUAUUAUUACCAUUAGAAGAGGUGACAACAAUUGACCAGGAAAUGAAAGAAAAACAAAAUUUAUUUCAAUUGAAUUAUAAGAAAAUAACUGAAGAAGUUUCAACUGUAAAAGAAAAAGAAACUGGAAUGCAGAAAGAAUUCAUCUCAUCAAUCGAAGAUUUGAUUAAUUGGAUGAAUUCUCGAUUUAAUAAAAUUUUGAUUAAUCAUGAAUUAUUAAAACCAGAAUUAAAUUGGACUUCUAAUUUAUUACAGAAAAUACAAGGAAUUAGUAUUGAAAUUCAAAAGGUUGAAGUAAUGUUAGAAGGUGUUGAAGAAUCAAGGAAAAAAACUCACGAUGAAUCGACAACUUUUGCAACACGAAAUAAUAAUAGUGGUUUAUUAACAUCUUCACCUAAUUCAAGUACAGCAAAUUUCAACAAUAACAAUAACAACGGUAAUGAUACUUCUAGCACUAACCCUACCGCCACGUCAUUACACAACACUCCUGUAAUAACUAAUGUAGCAAGUAAAACUUCAUUGGCAUCUUCUGCAUCAUCAUCAUCUUCCAUGAUCGCUGAUGAAGGAAUAACUGUCACCAGUAUUGUAUUCUCUUCUUCCCUGUUAGAUGAAUGGUACACAAAAGUAGUUGCUGCCGAUGAAUUAUUAAAGCAUGAAGUAUAUGAGCAAGUUAAAGAACUAAUAAACUUCUAUCAACAUGAGAAAUUCAGAGCUCCAAUAGAUUUGGUUAAUCACGUAACAGAAAUAGUAAAUCAUGUCAUCCCUUUAUUAAGUGAUAAAAUCUAUUAUAUUCGCCAAACAUUGUCUCAAGAUAGACAUAUAGGAAGAUGGUUUGAUGGUUCAAAUGAAUCAGACAAAUGGAUAUCUGAUACUUUUAGACGAGUAAAACAAUUCGAAGUACCUGAUCUAAUAAAUAAAUAUGAUUGGACUGAUGAAAAACAAAAUAUUGAAAAUAUGAUCCAAGAUCGUCGCCGAAUAAUUUAUGGAAUAAAACAAGAUAUUUUACAAUUUGAAAAUGAACGUUUAAAAGAUUUGGAACGUAAAUCAAAUGACCUCCAUUCAAUAAUGCUAAAUCAUCAACCCUCCUCCAACUCUCCCGAUCCAGCCUCCCCUAUUGCUACCAGUGCCACUACCACCACCACCUCAUCAGUAUCAUCAAACAACUCCUCAAUCAUCAUUCAAAAUUCUCAAGAAGAUUUAUUAGUAAUAGAAUUGAUGGAAAAGCAAUUAAAAAGUCUAAAGGAAAAAUUAACAAAAUUAAAAAAAUUCAUUGAUAAUAUAUUAUUGCAAACUAAUGUUGAAAGCUUUUUAAUGAUAAUUGAUAUUUUGGAAAAUUUACAAAAUUUACGUAAUGAAAUAACUCAAAUUCGUAAAUCAAUCAUUGAACAUAAUGAUGCUAACAUGGUAAAAGAUGAUGUUAUAAAUGUUGAAGAAAAAAUAAAAAAUUUUGAAAAACAAUUACCUCAUAAAACAGAAUCAUCAGAAAAUUCCAAUGAUAAUAAUAACAAUAACACACCAACUAUGAAUACCACCACCACCACAACUAAAAAAACCAAUACUACUUCACCUGGUUUAGUAAAGGCUUUAAAAAAUAAACAUAAGAAGUUAUUAUUAACUAUACAAAAUAUUAAGAUUGCUUUGGCUGAAAACAAAUUACAAAUGGCUGCCUACUUGUCACCUUCAUCACCCUCAUCACCUACUUCUGCCAAUUCUGAAUUUGAUAAAUUAGCUAACAUAAUUGAACAAAAAUUAGAAAAUUUCUAUACAAGAUUAUCUUCUCCUCCAACAUACAUGUUGGACUGUAACACAAAUAAUAGUGGUAUUGACAAUGAUACAGAUCAUGAUUGUACAAAUGAUAAAAAUAAUGAAGAAGGAAUAGAAGAGGUGGAGCCUGAACAAGUUCAUGGUUUGACAUGUAAUGAUGAUCAUGUUGAAGAGUGGAGUGAACGUUAUAACAAGAUAGAAUCUGAAUUGAUUCUGUUUGAGAGAAGUUUAUGGGUAGAAUUCUGGUUGAAGUCUGAACCUGCUAAACGAUUACGUGGUGAAGAGGUGAUUGGUAGAAUUAAUAAGGCAGAGAAAACAUUUGCUGAUAUUAAAGAUUUGAUGAUUUUGCGCCAAAAUAAUCUACAAACGAUUAGAGAAGGCAGAAAAUUUGCAAAAAGUGCUAAUGCAAUCAGAGAUCAACUUGACAUCAUAAAGGGUAAGAUGAGGCGUCAAGAUACCAAGACUGAUGCUUCAAUACAAGAAUUAGAUGCUCAUAUGGCUGAUGCCUUGGAAAUGUUAAAUAAUCUUGAAUCAGCUUAUCAACAUUUGAUAGCUCCUGAUGUUGGAGAUGAAAGGUACCGUGAAAGAUUUGAUGAACAACUAAAUCAGUUUAAUUUGGUAGAAGCUUGGAUUAAAGAAGUAAAAAUUUGGUUCAAAGAGGCUGAACGUAUGCGUGUAUGGAUAGAUAAGCACAUUGUGGUAUUAGAAAAUUUUCCAAAGUUUGACGCUCUUCAAGAAGGUUGA